CUCCCUGAGCGGCCGCGCACCGACUGGUGGACGUGUGAGGAGGCGGACGGGGACGGGGACGGCUGCGGCUGCGGCUGCUGUCGGGCAGGGCGCGAAGCAGCUGUGGUGUCGUAUGUGACGCGUUACUGGCUUGCGCAGCCCCGGCGAACCUGUUCGGUAACGGUGCCGUUUGCGUUCCUUAGGAGCUGAAGAUGAGCAAGCCCGUAACGACUUCAACGUAUGUCCGCUGCAUUAGCUAUAGGCUCAUGAGGCAGCUGGCAGAUUUCAUCGAUCCGCAAGAAGGGUGGAAGAAAUUAGCAGUAGACAUAACCGACCCGUCUGGUGAAAGCAGAUACAACCAAAUGCAUAUAAGGAGAUUUGAGGCAUUUGUACAAAUGGGAAAGAGCCCCACGUGUGAAUUACUUUAUGACUGGGGAACGACAAACUGUACAGUUGGUGAUCUUGUGGAUCUGCUGAUUAGGAAUCAAUUCCUAGCACCAGCAAGCCUUUUGCUACCAGAAGCUGUAAGGAUGGCACAAGAAGUUACAUUACCUCUUUCUUCACAGGAAACCAUGCCUAUACAUGAGAAACAACUGCCUAUACAGGAAAAAGAAGUGGCAUCUGUAAAGCCUGUUUUAGCUCAGAGUAUAGAGAAGCAACACUCAGCUCCUUCCUGCUUAAGUCAGGAAAACAGCAGCUCACAGUCUAGUAACACAGAUUUCCAUAAUUUUUGGUUUCAUGACUUGGAAAGUGUUACAAAUAAUUUUGAUGCACGACCAGAAUCAGCUGGAGGUAAUAAACUGGGAGAAGGUGGCUUUGGCGUUGUGUUCAAAGGCUACAUCAAUGGCAGAAAUGUGGCUGUCAAGAAGCUUGUUGCUAUGGUUGAUGUUAGUGUUCAGGACUUGAAACAGCAAUUUGAUCAAGAAAUAAAAAUGAUGGCAAAGUGUCAGCAUGAGAAUCUAGUAGAAUUGCUUGGUUUCUCAAGUGAUGGCGCUCAGCCAUGUCUGGUGUAUGAAUACAUGCCCAACGGUUCAUUGCUUGACAGACUUGCUUGUCUGGAUGACACUCCACCAAUUUCUUGGAAUACAAGAUGUAAAAUUGUUCAAGGUACAGCAAAUGGCAUCAACUUUUUGCAUGAAAAUAAUCAUAUUCACAGAGAUAUUAAAAGUGCAAAUAUCUUACUAACUGAUACAUAUAUACCCAAAAUUUCGGACUUUGGACUUGCAAGAGCAUCUGUAACAUUCACACAAACAAUCAUGACUGAAAGAAUUGUCGGAACAGCAGCCUAUAUGGCACCUGAAGCUUUGCGAGGAGAGAUAACGCCUAAAUCUGAUAUCUUCAGUUUUGGAGUAGUCUUACUGGAAAUAAUAACGGGUCUUCCUCCAGUAGAUGAAAACCGGGAGCCACAGUUACUGUUAAGUAUCAAAGAUGAAAUUGAGGAUGAGGAAGCAACUAUUGAGGAUUAUGUUGAUGAAAAGAUGAGUGACUGGGAUGUAUCUUCAGUUCAUAAAAUAUAUUCAAUUGCUGAGCAGUGUCUGAAUGAGAAAAAAAACAGGCGGCCAGACAUUAAGAUGGUCCAACAGCAUCUACAAGAGAUAAAAACUUGAUACAUGUUUCUUCUGAUACAGAAAUAUUUUUGUAAUGUAGUAGACACAGCAGCAAAUAUUUUAUUACUAUUUAGCGCAAUAUUAUCAGCUAUUCUGCUUUCCAGAACUUCCUGGUCUGCAUGUAAGGUGUUGGCCUCUCGCCCCCGUGCUGUUUUUGUUAACUGAGCAGCCUUUUCACAUACCCAUUUUUCACAUUAGCCAUUGGGCCCUCAGCAUGAGAAAACUUCUUUUACAUUAGCAAAUUGCAGUGCUGGUACAUCUUCUCCACAGCUUUUUAAAUACACUUUUAAAAAAGCAAGAUGAAAGCUUUCUACAGUAGAUAGAUUGACAGAGCAAAGCAGGCUAAAAAUGGAAUGAAAAUGACUAGUAAGAUUCCAGGUACUUUGGACUAAGUAGGUAUGAAAAUAUUACCAUUGUAAAUGAAAGAGGUUAUUUUCAUAUAAACCUUUCUUGCAUCUCAUGAACUUUUUUUUGACAGCUGGAGGGGUAGGAAAAUAGUCUGGCUUACAGCUAAAUUUGAAAUUCCAUUGAUUAUCAAAGAAAAGGAAACAUUGCAAAAUGAUCUGACUGCAUUCACAGAUAUCUAUUUAUCUUUGUAGAAAGCAUGUGGUUUUGAACACUUGUAUUUGUCACUAGAUGUCUAUUAACUCAUUCUAUAUUGUCUUUUAAACCUGAUAGUUUAAUUCAGAAAAAGGUAUCCACUUAAACAGCUUCUAGUUUUAUUGAGCAUAAAUUGUAAAAAGCUGUUAACAUAAAUAAAAACUCAGCAU
Molecule: messenger RNA, 2356 nt
Organism: Grus americana (Whooping crane)
Lineage: Eukaryota; Metazoa; Chordata; Aves; Gruiformes; Gruidae
Gene: IRAK4
Product: interleukin 1 receptor associated kinase 4
Exons: 11
Coding region: 192-1586 (464 amino acids)
Biological process (GO): protein phosphorylation; signal transduction
Molecular function (GO): ATP binding; magnesium ion binding; protein serine/threonine kinase activity
Source: RefSeq, a predicted model, not a curated record